Messenger RNA from Trypanosoma cruzi, 4347 nucleotides. RefSeq names its product dispersed gene family protein 1 (DGF-1), putative. The transcript has a single exon. The record is from RefSeq and is a predicted model, not a curated record. NCBI's taxonomy places the organism in Eukaryota, Euglenozoa, Kinetoplastea, Trypanosomatida, Trypanosomatidae. The annotation marks the transcript as partial.
AUGCGGUCUGCGGUGGGUGCGUGUCCGCACAGCCGUCACCGUGUGCGGCGCAGGGCCACUGCGGCUGUGCGUGUGGCGCUGCUCGUUUUGUUGGCGCUGGUUGCGGCGGCGGCGUGGAUGCCCGCGGUGCAAGCGGUGGUGUUGCGACUGCGGGGCGGCACGGUGGACAGAGCCAUCACGGUUGGCCACGCCGUGGACACGGUGCUGAUGGACGGCGUGUUCAUCACGAACGGCGUGGCUGUGGUGUUCGACGUUGCGGCGAUGCUUCCCGGCACACUGCGCAUCGAACUGAGGAACUGCGUAUGCGACGGCGGUGCGCAGAUCUACGUGCGGGGCUACAGCGACGAGCCGGCGAGUGACCGGAGCCUGGAGGUGAGUGUGAGCGGGCUGUCCGGGAGCUACUGCUCGCUCGUGUUUGUGCACAACCUGCCGGCACACACGAACGUGACGGUCCGUGACUCGACGAUUGUGACGGCGGGGCCGAUGCACUACUCGCAGCUGAGCGGGCUGACGGACGCGGUGGCGUCACCGCUUGUGCUGCACGCGACGUCGCUGUUGCAGACGCAGCUGCGUGUGAGCAACACCGUGCUGAGGUCGUUGCAGGUGGGCGGGUCUGCGGUGUACGUUGGCGGCGGCGUGGACCUGCUGUCGAGCGCAGUGGUGCUUGACGGCGUGUUGCUGGAGGCGUCGGGCGGUCCGACCGCGUCCGCGAUGCAUGUGGCGUCCUCGUCGCGUCUCAGUCUGCGGAGCCACUCGGUAUUCUCUGUGACGAACGUGUCGGUAGUGAGCAGCGGCGGCGGCAUUGUGCUUGGCGAGCGCCUCGCGGUGAUUGAUUCGGUGCUGCGCUUCGUGGGCGUUGAGGGGUCUGUUGCGUCGUCGCUGGUGCGCUGCGACGGUGGGACGGUGGAUGCCGGCGGGUGGCUGGACCUGCACGACGUGUGGGCGGUGGGCGAGGCGUUGUCUGUGGCGUCGCUGUCGGGGGUGACGCUCAGCGGCGGUGCCGUUUCGAUUGCACGCUGCGCUGCCACCGGCGCUACGAUUGUCUCCGGGCUGACGAUCACGAGCGGCGUCGUGUCGGUGCAGUGCAACCGUGCCGGUGGUCGGGUGCUGCAGAGCAGCGGCGACUACCGCAUGGCCGGCCUGCCCUCCGUGAGCGUGUUGCCGUGCGACGGCUGUGCGGCUGCGCUGGCGUGCUUCGAUGGACUGACGGCGUCCUUCUCCGAAUGCGUGUGCGGCUGCCGUGCCGGCGGUGUGGGCGAGGCAUGCCUGCCGUUCGACGUGCCGCUUGCGAGGGCCGGUGGCGGUGCGCAGGACUGCGUGAGUGGCGUGACGCUGACGGAGUCGGUGACGGUUGGCGGCGGGCGUGCGACGGCGUGCUUCGACUCGGUGGUGUUCGGCGGGCCGAUCAUUGUGGCGGUGGACCUGCGCUCGAUGGACGCGUUUGCCGACGCGGUGAACGUGACGCUGCACCACUGCGUGCUUGCGGGCGGCGCGCAGCUGCGGAUUGGCGGCCUCAGCGAGAGCACGGCGCACCUGAUGCCCCACGCCCUCGUCAACAUGACGAACUUGACGUCGCUGGAGGGCACGAUCGUGCUGCAUGGCGCGAUGCCGCUGCACUCGAGUGUGCUGCUGGCGAACUCAACGCUGCGCGCGACGGUUGGCGGGUCGCGGUACGUGCCGAUGACUCCUGGCCACGAGAAAUCCCGGUACGGCCCCGCGCUUGUUCUGGACGGCGUCCGUCUUCUGUCGACGCGGUUUGUCAUGACGCGGUCGACGCUGGUGUGUGGCGGGGGCUCGUGCGCUGCGAUCCUCUUGGAGCGCGGCCUCGGCGUGCACCUGUCCAGCGUCUUCUACAUGGACAACUGCGCUGUCAUGUCGCGGACGCACGUGAUGUAUGCUUUUGCGUCGGACCUGCGUGUCAGCGGCGGCUCCGUGUUCUCCAUACAGAACAGCUCUUGGAUUGCGCCGAGCACCGAAUACGAAGAAGGCGCGUGUGUGUUUGGGGAUGUUUUUUUGGAUGGCGGCAGCGUGCUGCAGGUUGUGUCCAGUAAUUUCCGUCUUGGCUUCGCCAUGCUCAUUGCAGAAACGCUGACCGUAACUGGUGGCAGCUGGCUGGUGCACCGCAACAACGAGUUCCGCACCGCCUACGUUGUGUACGUGGCUAAAUACGACGGCGUUGCGUUCCGCGAUCGGAGUGUGUGGUCGAUACUUGACAACAAACUCACGUACGCCUUGUACUCGUCCUUUACGCAUAUGACAAGCAACUGGCCACCACCAUCCGACACGCGCCCGAUCAUCUACGGCGUGUGCAACGAGGUAAUGGGCUCUCCUGUGACGGAUUACCGAGAAGGUCUCAAUAUUGGAGCACCCGUGACGGCACUGGACUGUGGCGCGUGCACCGUGGACGCUGUGUGCUUCGCUCCGAGGACGAGCAGCAUCAGCGGCUGUGAGUGUGAGUGCGCUGCUGGCGGCUACGGUGACACUUGUCUGCCAGCUGCUGUUCCGGACGGCCUUGGGCCGCUCCCGCUCCCCGACGCGAAGGACACGGAGGUCCGCUGCGUGCACGGUGGCAGCAUCAGCUUUGUGGACUAUCCUGAUCCUGGUGUGCGUGGUCUGUGCUUCGUCAACGUGACCUUCACCGCUGCGAUCGUGCUGGAUCUGUGGAGCUUCGACGCACCACAACAGACACUCAACAUCACGCUGCUGCAGUGCGUCCUCAUGGGCCUGUCGAUCAAGGGGAGUGGUGCACGCGUGCACGUGAGCGUGGUCUCCUCGAUGCUGGAUGCUUGUGAGUUGGAGUUCAGGGGCGAUUUCGGUGCGAGCUCCCAGAUACUGGUGGCGGGUAGUACGCUUGUGGCGACGUCGGACAACGCCAUUUUGUUUGUGGAGUUUACUUUUAAUGCGAAUAUGACCCUGCUGCUACUUGACAACUACAUCGAGGCUAAUAGGUACGCCAUCUAUUUCUUUAUUAGUGUCGUUGUUGUUGAUGGUGGCGGGAUCAUUGUGAAGGGGAAUACGCUGAGCACAACGGAGGAGGACGACGGUGUGGAAUCAUCUGUUUGCAUUAAUGCUGUUGGUUUGAAGAACGGCGGCUACUUUGACGUCGAGAACAACACGAUGAGGUCAGUCAAUGGUGUUAAUCUUCUUGGGGAUACCACCGUGAGCUCCGCGGGGCUGCUGAGAGUGGCGGACUGCACCUUCGUUGGCGGGACGGAAUUUUUUGAUCCCGCGCUGGUGUAUGUUUCUGGCUCAGUGACAGUCGAGGGUGGUGCGCACUGGCGUGUGGAGGGCAACAGCGUGGCUGCAGCCUCAGUAUUGAGUAUUCCGUACUCCUGGCAAAAACUUCAGCUGUCGGGCAGCGGCACCACCGUGGCGCUUGCACACAACCGUCAGGUGGACGAUAGUUUUUUCGUUGCUGAUCUUUCUCUGCCACAGACGAUUUUGACGUCACACGCGCGGUUUGUGGUUGGGUGCAACCUGCAGGGCGAUGAGGAGGUGUCGUACGAAGAUGUGCUUCCGGAGGGCGUGGAGCUGUUCAGAUGUGGCACAUGCAACGAUGACGCGGCGUGCUACAUGCCCGGGACGGAGUCGGUGGACCGCGGCUCGUGCUCGUGCAGCUGCAAGGACGGAUGGCAUGGCGCGUCGUGUCUUCCCUUCGAGGUGCCCGACACGGUUGUGCCGCCCGUGGCGGAGAGAGCCGUCGACGGCGACACGAGCUGCGUGGUGAACCAGACGCUGUCGAGCCUCACGCUGAACAUGUGGAGGACGCACCACUGCUACGCGGGUGUGACAUUCAGUGGCGUGGGUGCUGCGUUGACAUUUUCCUUCAACAGUAUGCCGCUGCAUCUCCCCAUCAACAUCACGCUUACUGGGUGCACGUUCCUUUACGGGGCUGUGCUGCAGUUUGUUGGAGAUGUUGAGGCCGCCGAGUCAUCCGGCGUCCUGAUCCGCGUGAGCCAGACGGUGAUGCGGUCCUCUGUUGUUGCAUUUAUUCUUGCUCUCCCGCAGCACUGCGAAAUCGCCGUCACGGAGGUUGACGCAGUGCAGUCCUCCGCGGUCCAUUUGCCGGACACAGUGAACAACAAGCUGAGCGUAUUGUUCCUGAAGAACGUCGUGUUGACUGCGUCCUCGCUGUUGGUCAGCAACGUAAAUGCGCAUGCAUCGAGGUAUGAUGCGUUUGGUUUGUACUCGAUCGGGACGCUGACGCUGGUGGGUGGCAGCUCGCUGUAUGUGCGGUACUGCAGCUUUGAGGGAUACACACACGUGUUCUACGUGCACAGUCUCAGUGUCAGCGAUCACUCUGUUUUUGCGCUGCUCAACAACACAAUGGACUCCGGAACAAGCUUC